GGUACCGAGACAGAAGCACAGAAAAACACCGCGCUCGAGUGAGGGGCAGGCAUCGCGAACCGGUCAGGUUGUGCAUGGGCAAGAGGGAUUUAAUAUUGUUUACAUGUACCGAAAAGGGACUGAGCCAAACUGGACGGACUGCAUGCACAACUCCUGCAACGGACUAGUCUGCGUCUCCCUGACACAUUUGUUCCUCUAAAUCGUUAGGCAUCUUUGCAUGGUUUGGUUCUCCUUAAUCAAUUACAGUUUGGGCUUUAGUGGCUCGUUGGGACAAUAAAAGCGCAGAAAAUCACCAUGCAGGCUAGACGGUUGUCGAAGCGGUCGAUCCUUGGGAGCAGGGUGUGCACCCCAGGUCCUAGUGGAGACGGGGUGCUGUUACCUGGGGUAGUGCAGGCGCAGAUGUCUGAAAGCAAGGCAUGCUCGGACCCGGGGCCGUCUGGCAUGCGUCGCAAUGUGUACCCUGUAAUGUUGGAGGAUGGCAUACUAAAGGACUACCCAGAAGAUGAGAUUUUGGCCAUCCUGGGUACAACAGCAUUUGGUGCACAGCCUGCACACGCCAAAUCAUCAGCGCCGCUUAAAGCCACCAUGAAGGGGGCAUGUAAGCUUGAUAUGGCAGUUACUGCACCUGAGGUAGAAGAAACAAAGACUAAAAUCAGCCAAAAAGGAUCUGAACAAGAUCUGCCAGCUACUGUAAAAGAAGUGGAUUUGGGAACACUGGAGACCAAAAGAACUGCCCAGUCCCAAGAUGGUGAAAAGGACCAGCCACGUUCUGUCUCACUUCUAGAGCAGAAACGUAAAGUUGUUUCUUCCAACAUUGAUGUCCCUCAUGCCAGGAAGUCUUCUGAAGAACUGGAUAUGGAUAAAGUAACUGCAGCUAUGGUUCUCACCAGCUUGUCAACCAGCCCAUUAGUUCGCAGUCCUCCUGUGCGCACCAGUGAUGGAUUGAAUGGUUCCUGGAAGGAGUGUGGAUUUAUGCCAUCAAGUUCCAGUAGCAGUGGGUAUUGGAGUUGGAAUGGUCCCAGUGAUCAGUCCAACCCAUCAACGCCCUCACCACCAUUGUCUGCCGACAGCUUUAAGCCAUUCCGAAUGACUGCUCAGCCUGAUGAUGGAAUUGAUGAAGCAGAAGCUAGCAAUCUCCUUUUUGAUGAACCUAUCCCAAGAAAAAGAAAGAACUCCAUGAAGGUUAUGUUUAAAUGCCUUUGGAAGAAUUGUGGCAAGGUACUCAGUACAGCAGCAGGGAUUCAGAAACACAUCCGCAUCGUUCACUUAAGCCGCAAUGGGGAAUCUGACUGCAGUGAUGGAGAAGAAGAUUUUUACUACACAGAGAUUAAGCUUAACACAGACUCUGUUGCUGAGGGACUCAGCAGUCUUUCACCAGUUUCUCCAUCUAUUGCCUCCCCACCUCCCACCUUCCCUGUUCCGGAAGGACGCCUUGACAGUGCUUGUGUCAAAGCUGAAACGAAACUCACAACUCCUCUGAGUCGGUCUGCUCCCACCACAUUGUAUCGUGUACAAACAGAUCAUGCCUACCAGACAAAUACAACAAGGUCGGGAGUGUCCAGUGAUACAUCUUCUGAUAAUGUCCCAGAGCAGGCCACAGCACCAGUAAACAUUCCAGGUUCAGCAAAGUUUACUCCAAAUGGGAGUAGCUUCAGUAUUUCAUGGCAGUCUCCUCCGGUCACCUUCACAGGCACUCCAGUUUCACCAACACACAGUCGUCCUCCAGGCCUAACAGACCAACGACAACAGGCGUAUACAGUCUUGCCAUCACCUCCCAGAGCCAUGAUUGGAUUAAGGAAACCACGUAGUGAAGGGAAGAAAUGUCGGAAGGUUUAUGGAAUGGAAAACCGUGACAUGUGGUGUACUGCGUGUCGUUGGAAGAAAGCUUGCCAAAGGUUUAUUGACUAAAGACUGGAAACCUGCUAGGGAUGGAGCUAUCUGCAAAUGGGCCUAUUGCAGCUAUGCCACACAGGCUCUCCUUUUUUGACUUCUUUUUGAAGUUCUUUUUAAAGAAGCAGCUUUGUACUUCAACAGGGAGCACUUAUAUCCAAAGAGAAGCACUUAUGUAUGGAACUUGUAAGAAAACAUCUUCAGACAGAGCAAUUUACUGCUCAUGUAUUUGUUUCAGUUUCUUGUACCAAUCUUUUAUACGGAUCACCUGUGGUUUACUUUUUUUUUGCCAGAUGUUUUUUAUCCGUACCAAAAGGUAAUUGAAAAAUGAACUGCUGUGAAACAGAAAGAAUCCUUUUUACCAUUUUUUAUUCAAUACUGUUAAAUACUUUUAGUGCAGCACGUCAUACAGCAUAUAUAUAUCAUAAGCUAAGACUGUUUUCUACACUUCCAAGUGGAAAAUUGUUGAAAUUGCAUUGUUUGAGUAAAGUGCUGUUUUUAAAAGAA
Protopterus annectens (West African lungfish) is the source of this 2397-nucleotide messenger RNA. It is a transcript of the gene ZNF704, whose product is annotated as zinc finger protein 704. The record is from RefSeq and is a predicted model, not a curated record. NCBI's taxonomy places the organism in Eukaryota, Metazoa, Chordata, Ceratodontiformes, Protopteridae. Bases 295 to 1908 code for a protein of 537 amino acids. Gene Ontology annotation, biological process: regulation of transcription by RNA polymerase II. Gene Ontology annotation, cellular component: nucleus. Gene Ontology annotation, molecular function: DNA-binding transcription factor activity; RNA polymerase II cis-regulatory region sequence-specific DNA binding. The transcript has 10 exons.